Molecule: messenger RNA, 1631 nt
Organism: Saprolegnia diclina VS20
Lineage: Eukaryota; Oomycota; Saprolegniomycetes; Saprolegniales; Saprolegniaceae
Exons: 1
Coding region: 62-1510 (482 amino acids)
Biological process (GO): cellulose catabolic process
Molecular function (GO): hydrolase activity, hydrolyzing O-glycosyl compounds
Source: RefSeq, a predicted model, not a curated record
GCACGAACCAGAUGCCGGCGGCGGCAGCGUCUACGGCGCAUUCCCGAUUUUCACGCGUCCCAUGUACGUCCCGCGCCUUCUUGCCGCCAUGGCGUUGGCCGCCAGCUCCGUCUCGGCGGGCCUCUGUACCGCCGUCUCGCCCGGCUCGUACGCCGAAGCGGCCAAGUACCCCGAGUUGAAGCCCGUCGUCGAAGUCUUGCGGCAAUAUGCGACCGCGACCUGGUACACGGAUCGCGGAGGCGACUCGAUCUCGGAAUUGCUCUCAAAGUGCGCCGGCGCCACGCCCGUCAUUGUCGUCUACGGUCUCCCGGGCAAGGACUGCUCCGGCCACUACUCGUCGAGCGGCGGCAACCAGUCGCCAUCGGACUAUGCGCGCUGGAUCGACAGCCUCGUGUCCCGCGUCGGCAACACCAACGUCAUUUACAUCCUCGAGCCCGACGCGAUUGGCAAUUUGGCCAACAACGAGUGCGCCAAGCAGAAGGGGUACCUUCCGAACCUCAAGGUCGCGCUGCAAAAGCUCUCGUCCAAUGCGAACGCGCAGAUCUACGCCGAUGUCGCGGGCUGGGCCAAUCAAGGCGCGGCCCAAGACGUGCUCUCCGACCUCAAGUCGGCCGGUCGCCUCAACGGCAUUGCGAUCAACACGUCCAACUACAAGGACACGGACACGCUCAAGAGCAUUUGCGCGUCGUACUCGGGGGCCACCGGUGGGCUCCACUGCGUCUUUGAUACCUCGCGCAACUUUAACGGAUCACCCCAGAGUGAGUGGUGCAACGCCAAGUCGGGUGGCAUUGGCGCACCGCCGGGGACGCCCACGGGCAGCUCGAUCGUUGACCACUACCUCUGGAUCAAAGUGCCUGGCGAGAGCGACGGUGAGUGCGACGAUGGCACGCACUCGUCCGACUCGGGCAAGGGACCGGCGGCCGGGCAGUUUUUCAAGGAGAACUUUGCGCAGCUGUGGGACCACGGCUACUUUGUCAAGGAAAAGGGUCUGCCCAAGAUCGGCGGCAACUGGGACAACCAACCAUCGCCGCAGCCAUCGCCGCAGCCAUCGCCGCAACCGUCGCCGUCGCCCUCGCCGAGUACAAGCGCCCCUGUCACGUCGACACCGGCGCCGACCACCGAGACACCGGCACCGACGACCGAAACGGUGACACCGGCGCCGACCAAUGCGACGACGACACCGACGCCGACGACCACCACCGAAGUACCCGCCCCGGUGACCGAAGCCGCGUCGAUUGAGACGGCGGCGCCGACGACCAAGCCGGUUGCAACCACCGCGACCGCCAACAUUGUGAGCGUCCAGUCGGGCAGCGAAGAGUCGUCAAGCAACGGGAUUGUCAUUGCGCUUGCGUCGCUCGUCGGUGUCGCGGCGGUCGUGGCCGCGGUCCUCGCGGCCGUCGUCAUCCGGAAGCGCAACCUGCGCGAGAAGGACGACGAUAUGAUCGAACGCGACUCGCGCGGCAUCGUCGUGCUCAUGGGCACCUCCCGGUACAGCGAAGCUGUGCUCUAAGCCCAAUAUGCGUCUUUGCUAGUCGUCGUCGUCGUAGUGUCGUAAUAUAUUCGUGUGCUUCUUACAAAGCGCCGACUACCGGUCGGACUAGUAUUAAACAGAGCCAUCACCUGUCCCUUUC